Monomorium pharaonis (pharaoh ant) is the source of this 3312-nucleotide messenger RNA. Its product is annotated as photoreceptor-specific nuclear receptor. Bases 493 to 2202 code for a protein of 569 amino acids. Gene Ontology annotation, biological process: cell differentiation; anatomical structure development; positive regulation of transcription by RNA polymerase II. The record is from RefSeq and is a predicted model, not a curated record. Gene Ontology annotation, molecular function: zinc ion binding; nuclear receptor activity; RNA polymerase II cis-regulatory region sequence-specific DNA binding. NCBI's taxonomy places the organism in Eukaryota, Metazoa, Arthropoda, Insecta, Hymenoptera, Formicidae. The transcript has 10 exons.
UGGCGGCGGUGGCGGUGGCGGUGGCGGUGGCGACGGCGACGACGACGCCGACGUCAUCCGCGGGUAACAACGACUUGCCCGAGAGAUCCCGGAUCGGGACGCCGCAGACGUCAUAUGCCAAUCCGACAUCGAUGAACGAUCGUUUCGCCUACAUGUCGAUCGCGAUAAAACGCGUUAACGUGCACUCCCGCUCGAUCUUUCUCGCGAAUCAAAUAGCAAGACACCUUUUCUCACCUUGCCUCGUUUGGUAGUCGCAUAGUCGCGUCGGUCUCAAUUGUGCUUUGUGACUUUGGACUUUUUAUUGAAAUUGCGUCGCAUUCGCUAAUACGGUGGUGAACGUUGAAUUGAAGAGAAUCAUCCAUAUAUCGAAUCAGAUCGGAUCAGGCAGUUGAAGAACUUGAUAAAUUAAGGAGAUAGAAAAGUUAGUGAUCAGAAGAAGUAAUCUACCUUUUACAAUACGGAUACACGGAAUCUUGAUUAAUUACAUGCACGAUGAAUGGAGCAACGACCGUUACAGCUACCGAAGAUCAUCAACAUCAGCAUCAACAAGCGCAGAAUGAAACGACUUCGGAGCAUCCACGAAGUCCUACCAGUCCAUUAAGCAUUAGACACGAUUCCGGUGAAAGCAGUGUCAUCUCCCCAGGCCUGCCGGAACGUUAUAGUCCACUAGGGGCAACAGGAUCCACGUCGAGCCAUGAUCCUUAUGCCUCCCGAUCGGUUCAAGAAUGUCCAGUACCCCUCUGCAGAGGAAUGCCGACGGAUUUUCCUCUGGCCCGGUCCCCAUAUUUAACUGCGCUUGGAAAUGGUCAUCCGCACUUGCUAGGGCAAGUACAACAUCAGCAGCAGCAACAGCAGCAACAGCAGCAGCCGCAACAAUCACAGCAUGGCAGCAAACCGCCGCGUAGUCUCGGACUGAUAUGCGUGGUUUGCGGCGACACCAGUUCCGGCAAACAUUAUGGAAUACUCGCCUGCAAUGGUUGCAGUGGCUUUUUUAAAAGGAGUGUCCGACGAAAGCUGAUAUACAGAUGUCAAGCUGGUACCGGAAGAUGCGUUGUGGACAAGGCGCAUCGAAAUCAGUGUCAAGCAUGUCGUUUGAAGAAAUGUAUGCAAAUGGGAAUGAAUAAAGAUGAAAUAGAAGAUGGUUGGGAUAAAAUUUUAGUCCACGUACAAAUGGAAUAUGAAAAAGAAUUGGAGGAGAAGAUUUUGGAAGACGCAUUUAAGGAUAAAACUGUUCAGAAUGAACGUCAACCAAGGAACACUGCCACCAUCAGACCGGAAGCACUCGUAGAAAUGGACCAAGAACGAGCGCUGCGGGAAGCCGCGGUCGCUGUAGGGGUCUUUGGACCGCCAGUGUCUUUAGCCAUGGCAAGAUAUACUACACCACUACCUCUACCUACAGUCGCACCGACAACAAAUUCCGCAAAUAACGCAGCAACACCACCUCGACAAGACAAUGAGGACGGAAACGCAUCUGAGGACAGCAUAGAUGUAACAAAUGAGGAACCGUUGACGCCACAACGAAGCGGAUGCACACAACUUCCACCGGUGUUACCAUCGUUAUAUUCACCAGCGAGUGCUGAAACAGUUUAUGAGACUAGCGCAAGGCUGCUUUUCAUGGCAGUCAAAUGGGCGAAGAAUCUUCCCUCCUUUGCUGGCCUGCCAUUCAGAGAUCAGGUAAUAUUACUGGAGGAAGUUUGGUCGGAGUUGUUUCUACUAAAUGCUGUUCAAUGGUGUCUACCACUCGAAUCUUCACCUCUCUUCAGCGCCGCCGAGCUGACUGCUUUGACCCUUUCACCUCAUUCGCAUCCGCAUUCAGGGUUACAUCUGCAAACCACUACGGGAAAGCCCAGCCAAGUGGCAGCAGACGUCAGACACUUACACGACACUCUGCAGAGAUAUAAGGCAGUCAUGGUUGAUCCUGCGGAAUUUGCCUGUAUGAAGGCCAUUGUUCUCUUUCGCCCAGAAACCCGCGGUUUGAAGGACUCAAGUCAAAUCGAGAACUUACAGGAUCAGGCACAACUAAUGCUCGGACAUCAUGCGCGUGCUCAACAGCCGAAUAGUCCAGCCCGUUUUGGUAGGUUGCUAUUGCUGCUGCCGUUGCUGCGAACAGUUCCAGCUGCAAGAGUGGAACUGAUCUAUUUUCACAGAACUAUUGGUAACACGCCGAUGGAGAAAGUUCUUUGUGACAUGUACAAAAAUUAAAACCUAGAUAUACAAAAGGACUUCGAUACAAAUGUCACACAAUAAGACGCGAAUACUACAUAAUUCAAAGAAUUUCAGUGCUAAAACAAAGAGAUUUACGAAAAGCAAAAUUAAUCAUCGAAGAAAGACAGUAAAGACUAGCGGGUAAGGUUUUCCUAAAUAAAAGAAUCAAGGAAGACGCGCGAAUUUUGUUCUGAUAUGAUUAGGCCUAAGGAUAACUCCUAAGUCUCUCUGUGAUGAUCGUAAGAAUUCCGAUUGGCAAAUAUCUCUAUUGUACAAAUGCGAGGCAUUGAAAGAAUGACAUCGCUAACGAAUAAAACGGCAACUAAAGUCGACCGAAGGACACUUAAUCGCGGCGUAAAUAUAUACACAUAGAUAUUUACAUGUAUUUAUUUAUUAUAGACAUAUUUAUGGAGCAUUAGGCUCGACACGUUGAUAGCACAUUUUUCGUUUUUCUUAGAAAGUUGAUGAACUAGUCCGCAAAACAGAUAUUUUGUUUUUAUUUUUUUCCUUUAUCUUUUAUACCUUGAUUUCGUCGUACAUGAAGUUAAUGAAUUAAAAAGGAAAAGAAAGUGACGAGGUGGACAGUGAAUAUUUUGCAGCUUUGUGAAUGCCAGAAGCAUAAUAUAGAAAUUAUCAGUUCUUUUGGACAAAACACAUAUUCACAAAUUUAUGUUAAAAUUACUAAAAAAUUAACGUGAUUAAAAUAUUCUUUUUCUUGUUUUAUACACAAUAAAAAUAUCUGUCAAAAAAUACGAAAAUAAAUAAUAAAUUGUAUUAAUAAAACAAUUUUAAUAAUUAAUAAAUUGUAUUAAUAAAACAAUUUACGUUGCAAAAUCGAAAAAUUGCAUUUGGAAACAACUGCAAGGGCAAUACGCAUCCAUAAAAUUUAAUGUUGCAUAAUAUCAAUUAAUGAAAGUAAUUUGGUUCAGUCAAAGUAUAUGAGAUUGAUUUCCUUUCGGCGCUGUAAAUGAACGCUCAACCGCACUUUCUUCGUAUAUUUCGUGUUGUGAUACUAUUCGCUGUAAAACGUAUUCUCAAUCGGUGAUAUAUAUUGUAACAAUUACUUGUAAUAAAAAUAAAUCCAAUUAAAUGAGUUAUUAUCACUCU